AUGCGGAUUGAAGAGUAUAAAGGGAGCCGAGUCGACGACGCCCACAACCAAGAGAAGAGAGCCAAUAAAAGUAAGGACCACGUGGAAGAAGGCAGGAAGGGUCACAAACCCUCCAAAUAUGUCAGUCGCCCUUUGGGGCAUAACACCUCAGGGCGCCAAUCACACAGCGUCCUGCAAACUGAAUACAAAGAAGAGCGCAAGAGUAACCCACGACAUCAACAACUGACCAGUUCUGGCAAGCGACACCGCGAGCGUAGCAAUUCACCAAAAAGAAGAAGAACUAACCAAUUCGGUUACCGGCCCCGCCAUGAACGUGACCAAAGAGAAGAUUCUCCAAGAGACCGCAGAGUGCAUGCUAGCCCAAACAAUAGAGGAAGACGGGAGGAAGAUGACGAAGACUCAGCUAUCAUCAAGCACAGAGUGAUAAACAUGAUCUCAGACGGAUUGAGCGGAGGUGGAGAAACAGCUAACGCCAGGAAGAAACACUUGAAGCAAUAUUUGGCGGUAGCUGGAAAAGUCAUCAGCAAAGUGAAAGUUGAUUCGGGUCCAACCAAGCCUAAAAUCGUGUGGGACUACAGUGAUUUGGGCGACGUCCUUCCCGGACAUGAUGAACCCCUAGUCAUUCAAGCAAUAAUAGCCAAUUUUGGCGUUAAUCACAUGUUUGUUGAUCACGACAGUUCUGCUGACAUCUUGUUUUUACCAUGUUUCAGGGCGUUAGGGUUUACAGUCAAUGACUUAACCCCAGUCGCUGGUGAACUCUCAGGUUUCAAUGCAACAGUCACCAAGCCGCUCGGAAUGAUAAACCUGUGUUUAUCCAUGGGAACUCCACCCACUUCAAGGUCAGCUGACAUCCAAUUCCUAGUGCUUGACACCCCAUCAGCAUACAACGCAAUUCUUGGCAGAAGGAUGUUCGCCGCCUUUGAGGUGAGCGUAUCAACCCGCACUUGGCGAUGA
Molecule: messenger RNA, 954 nt
Organism: Gastrolobium bilobum
Lineage: Eukaryota; Viridiplantae; Streptophyta; Magnoliopsida; Fabales; Fabaceae
Exons: 2
Coding region: 1-954 (317 amino acids)
Source: RefSeq, a predicted model, not a curated record